AUGCCCACCGAUCCCCACGGGGUGCCUCCACCCUCCCAAGAGGACGAGGAGUUGUGUGCGAUGUUCAGCAACCUCAUCGCCGGUGGCCUCACCACCGCGGAGGACCUCGCGUCCGUAGGCUUCACCCACGGCGAGAUCGCGCGGUUUUUAUCGGCGGACUCGCCCACUUUUUCCCCCGCGCGACCGAUCGGGGAGGGGGACAAGCCCGACUCCGGCGCGGCCUCCACGCGAAAACGCGCGGCGCGGGCGAGGUCGGCCCCCUCCCAACCCUUUUUGGAGGGGAAAAUCCCCAACACGAAAAACAAAACCCCGAAGGAGGCGGACGCGCAGGAAACGGCAAAUCCCCAUCGCGACCUGGAGAAGUUCACGCGGCCGGUGAGUGAGGCCCGGCGCGCAGCGUUUUGCCGGGACGUCGCGCGGGCGGAAUUCACCCGACGGGUGCUCCGGCGCGCCUCGGACCGCCUCCAACGCGCCUCCCUCGCCUGCGUGAGCGAAAAAAAGGACAAAAAUUCCCCCCUGCAGGGGUAUUUCCCCCGCAGGAUCGUGAAUGAGGAAUGGCCGGUGGUGGGGGAUUUGUCGAAUUCGAGUGAGGUCGCCGUCGGGAAGCCGCAUCUCACCGACGGCGUGUUGAAUACGGCCCUGAAUUUUACAGGGAGUGAUAUCAUGAUAGGUCGAGAGAUCGCAAGGCACCUCCAACAAGGAGCCACCUUGGACGAAAGCGAUGAAUGUUUUGAGGAUUUUUACGCAAGAAGGGAACAAAUGUGUGGCGAAGAGAUCGGUUAUGGUUGUUAA
Molecule: messenger RNA, 792 nt
Organism: Phytomonas sp. Hart1
Lineage: Eukaryota; Euglenozoa; Kinetoplastea; Trypanosomatida; Trypanosomatidae
Source: the annotation of a GenBank genome assembly